Molecule: messenger RNA, 495 nt
Organism: Seminavis robusta
Lineage: Eukaryota; Bacillariophyta; Bacillariophyceae; Naviculales; Naviculaceae
Source: the annotation of a GenBank genome assembly
AUGAUCAGCACCAUACGGCGGGACUUGAUGAAAUUGCCACCCAUUGUCAUGCAACGCAAAGACUCGUAUGGCUCGCUGGAAACGGUCAAAGACUGCAACGUUCCCUGCAAAGUCAGCAUGGACACGUGCGCCAUUGCCGAUAAUGACAAUGCCAAGGGCGAAGUCUGUCUCCCCGAUAUUUCCGAUUGGACCGUCGAAGGAACCGAUUUCCACUUUCGCUAUUCCUGGUUGGAUCCCCGCCUCAAUCCCCAAGAAGUCGCCAUUUCACGAAAGGCGUAUCGGGAAAACUACUUUUACGUCACACGAUCCUUUCAAUCGGAAAUCCCCCUUUCGGCAUUUGAUUGGGAUCGAUACGGGGAAAUGAAGAAUGCUCGCGCGGACCUGUCUUUCACACCUCCGGGACCCGCGGCAUGGCCUUUUAUCCGACAGCCCGUGUCCGGACCCUCAAACACGGCAGGUGGGCGGGCCCGUCCAGGAGGCCUUCGAACCCCUUGA